Fusarium musae is the source of this 708-nucleotide messenger RNA. RefSeq lists its product as uncharacterized. The record is from RefSeq and is a predicted model, not a curated record. The transcript has a single exon. The coding region runs from base 1 to 708 and encodes 235 amino acids. Lineage: Eukaryota; Fungi; Ascomycota; Sordariomycetes; Hypocreales; Nectriaceae.
AUGGCUCCCCUCCACAUAGGUGCCCUUGUUUACGACUAUCAAGCUAUAGAUGUCUUGGGCCCAACCGACCUCCUCCACUCUGCCACCAAGCCAUACAUCAGUCAAUUAUCUGGCUAUAUGAAGAUCGAGCAAGAAACCAUCUCUCGCGCCCCAGAGUUUGUCUUCCAUCACAUCGGCAUCACUCGCGAAACCUUUCUUCUUCAAACAAGCAACAUUCCGAUUGUUCCGACUACAACCGUUGAUGAAUGCCCUGAAAUCGACUGUCUGCUUCUCGGGGGCCCGGAUCCCACGAACUUCGAGCUUCAUCCCAAGUACGCCGAGUUCAUCCGAAAGCACGUCGCAGCUGGAAAACUCCUCUUCACCACUUGCACUGGAGCCAGCGUUGCUGCCGCAGCGGGAAUUCUAGACGGCAAGAAUGCGACAGUCAAUCAUGGUGCUAUCCAGCCUCUCAGACUGAAAUUUCCGAAUGUCAAGUGGACUGAUGAGAAGAAAUGGAUUGUCGAUGGAAAUAUCUGGACUGCGGGUGGUGCUGUCGCCGGAAUGGACAUGUUUGCAUAUUGGAUUAAGGAGAAUUUUGGAAUGGAUAUCAUGGUCUUGGCUGCGUCGAUGUUGGACUAUGAGCCGAGAGACGUUGAUGGUAUUUUGAACGUCAUUCCGAAGAGGUAUGAUGAGAAUGGCAAGCAAUGGCAAACUCAUGUGUUCAAAUAG